Molecule: messenger RNA, 669 nt
Organism: Sparassis crispa
Lineage: Eukaryota; Fungi; Basidiomycota; Agaricomycetes; Polyporales; Sparassidaceae
Exons: 3
Coding region: 1-669 (222 amino acids)
Source: RefSeq, a predicted model, not a curated record
AUGAGCAUACCCGCAUCGCCUACGCUUGUCAAUGGAGUACCCUCUCGAGCACAGACACCCUUUAUCCGCACCGCAUCGCCCUCACCUUCUAUCGAACUCAGUCACACCUCGGACGAACAAGAAUUUGCCACACAUCUGGUCUCGGCUAUCCGUGUUCCUGUCGACUUCACAGAUAUCCUUGUCGCCUUACGAAAUCGCCCGCAAGAUCGACAAGCAGUGGUUUCCAUGCAACGAGCAUUAGAAAUGGUCGAGUGGAUGCAGACGGCCAGACAAGAGCUCAUUGCAGCAGAAGAAAGGACGAUGCGGUCACUCGUACAGUACAGGAGAUUUGGAAGGAGCAUGGGGACGAAGACAUCGGACACAUCCUUGGAUACACCACUAAUGGAAUACCCGCAUCCACUCCUCGCUCAUCGCCAGAACCAAUUCUCAUUCGACCUCGCCCUCCUCGUUCGCACGUACCCAGUGGAUGAUCUCCGUUAUCCCAACCAUCUUUCUCGACCACAUCCACUUCUUCACAUCGCAGUCAUCCCUACAGGAAUGGAUGUAUCCCCGAACAAGGAUCACGAAUCAGCCGGAGGACAUGCUACAGAUGUGGAGGAGAUCAUUAUGUCCGCGACUGCCCCCGACGACGAUGAAGAUCACAAUAUUUCUUAUGUCCAGGACCCCUAG